This is a messenger RNA of Populus nigra (black poplar), 2977 nucleotides long. RefSeq lists its product as uncharacterized. Gene Ontology annotation, molecular function: heme binding. The record is from RefSeq and is a predicted model, not a curated record. The transcript has a single exon. The coding region runs from base 157 to 2724 and encodes 855 amino acids. Lineage: Eukaryota; Viridiplantae; Streptophyta; Magnoliopsida; Malpighiales; Salicaceae.
CUGCAUAGGUUAUAGGUUUCUUCCCCCGUUUUCUCAUCUUACACUAAUUUGAUUCUUUCCAAUUAUUGCAAACAUGUGUGAGGAAUGUUUUUUUUACAUAAUUGAAACAAGAACUGAUCAUACUCGUUACAAUUUCUAUAAUGGUUUCAGGGUGCAAUGCUGUCUGAUAAGGCCACCUACCACUUCAUGGGCAUCUACAUGGUUGGUCUCCUCAGCACUCUCUCAGCAGCCAUUUUCUACUUCCUUUACAUUUGGCUAUCUCAAAAGCCUGCUUCCAUUCAACACUUCUCAUUUCUCUGCAUCUCUGGAGCCUUUCACUGGACUCCAUUCACCAUCAUUGCUUAUGCUACAAUGAUUGCUAAUGUCCCAUCAAACCCAGCCACCUUUGCAAUGUCAGUUGCUACUGUUUACUUGGCUCAUGGCCUGAUACUCAGCCUCCUCACAUGCACUUUGACCCAUUUUCUUGCUGAAAAACAAGAGAAAAGGGAAUCCCACAUGAAAGCCUGGCUCCGGCAUAGAAUUACCAUUGCCUGCCACCUUAGAUUUGCCAAACUCCUGUCAGGAACAGAAGCAUUCUGCAUUUAUUUGCGCCUUUUGGGUGCAAGUGUCGGUGAGCAUUGUUCCAUCAGGGCUGUCAAUCCUGUAUCAGACCCAGAGCUCAUUACAAUUGGUGAUGGUGUGCACCUUGGUGACUUCAGUCGGAUGAUUGCUGGCUUCUAUUCAUCCAGUGGGUUUACUCAAGGAAAAAUUGAAGUGCAGGACAAUUCGGUUGUCGGGAGUCAAAGCCUCAUCCUCCCUGGUUCGGUUGUUCAAAAGGAUGUCAUUCUUGGAGCUCUUUCAGUGGCUCCUGCAAAUUCAGUUCUUCAACAAGGCGGUGUCUAUAUUGGAUCUCAAACUCCAGUGAUGAUCAAGAACACCAUGCAUGCCUUGGAUGACAGGAUAGAAGAGAUGGACUACAAAUACAAGAAGAUAGUUGGCAAUUUAGCUGCAAAUUUGGCUGCCAAUACUCUGAAGGUUAAAGCAAGGUAUUUCCAUCGAAUUGGUGUUAGUGGGAAGGGAUACCUGAAGAUUUAUGACAACCUGAAAGGAUUUCCAAACCACAAGAUAUUCCAGGCUGGGAAGAGCUAUCCUAUUGUAGUCAGGCAUAGCAACGGCAUGAGUGCUGAUGAUGAUGCAAGAAUCGAUGUACGUGGAGCAGCGAUAAGAAUACUUUCAGAUGACAAUGGAAGCAACUCCUCUUCGAUUCUUGAUCUAACAUUGAAGACAGGCAAGGCAUUAUCUGCACGCACUAUUGCUGAUUUUGCAACAUGGUUAGUUUGUGGACUUCCUGCAAGAGAGCAGCAUGUGAAGCGAGCCCCACAUAUCCGUGAUGCAGUUUGGAUGUCUCUUCGCAAUGCGAAUUCUUUUGCUGAUCUACACUACUACUCAAAUAUCUGCAGGCUCUUCAGGUUUUCGGACGGACAGGAAAUGUAUGUGAAAUUCAAAUUGCGGCCUGGUGACGAAAACAUAAGUGAGGAUUCAGGUAAAGUUGAGCCUAUGGGCAUUCUCCCACCAGAAACAGGUGCAAUUCCACGGGAUGAAAAGGAUACCCGUCCCUUACUUUUCCUAGCCGAAGAUUUCCAAAGCCGGGUAAGUUCUCCAGGAGGCAUUCGCUACAUUUUCCAGCUGCAAAUCCGACCUGUUCCACAUGAUGAUGCCACUUGUGACAUUGCACUUGACUGCACCAAACCAUGGGAUGAGUCUGAAUUCCCUUACAUUGACAUAGGGGAAGUUCACAUUGAUCAAAAUCUCACCGGUGCAGAAUCAGAAGCACUAGAGUUUAAUCCCUAUAUUCGAUGCCAUGAGGUGGAUGUGAUCCGGGCCACUUCAUCCUCGCAAAGUGCUUCAAUUGAUCAUGGUCGUUCAUUGAUCUAUGAAAUUUGUCAGCAUUUGAGGAAUGGAGAACCACUUCCAGAAGCUUGGAGGAUCUUCUUAGAACAAAGUGAUGUUAAAGUGGACCUUUCAGGCUGUCCAAUGGCAGCAGCAUUGGAGAAAAAGGACUCGGGAAAAGUUACACUAGCAAGGCAAUGGUAUCAGACCUUAUGGGUCAUUUUUGCUCAACCAUUGCUGCAAACAUUUCUUCCAUACUUCCUGAUGGGGUUGCUCAUCUUUGCUCCACUGAACUGGAUUCUUCUCUUGAAGGAAAGCAAGAAAGUCACAAUGCAUUGGUUGCUUCCUUUGGUUUGGGUUUCUUCAGGAGUUCUAGCAGCAUUAGCAUGUGUUGUGGCCAAGUGGAUUCUUGUGGGGAAAAAGAAAGAAGGCCAAACAGUACACAUUUGGAGCAUAGGAGUCUUCAUGGACACUGUGUGGCAAGCUUUCAGAACUGUAGUAGGGGACUACUUCAUGGAAAUGACUAGUGGGUCUAUCUUAUUUUUGCUAUGGCUAAAGCUCAUGGGUUCAGACAUUGAUUUGGACCAAGGAGCCUACGUAGAUAGCAUGGGAGCAGCAUUGAAUCCAGAAAUGGUGGAGAUUGAGAGAGGUGGUUGUGUGGGAAAAGAAGCUUUACUGUUUGGACAUAUAUAUGAAGGUGAAGGAGGGAAAGUUAAGUUUGGCAGGAUAAGAGUUGGAGAAGGUGGAUUUGUAGGGAGUAGAGCAAUUGCCAUGCCUGGUGUUAGAGUAGAAAUAGGAGGCAAUCUUAGUGCUCUUUCUCUUGCCAUGAAAGAAGAAAUUGUUAGGUCUAUGUGAAUUAAUGGUUCAUGCCUGCUGCUGAAAUAGCAGCCGCCCAACUUAUCUCUUUAUGCAUUAAGAAUAAAGCUGGUCUCCCCAAUAUAUUACCAGUAUUUUAAAAAUGGAAAAGUAUAUUAAUGGAAAUGUGUCAUGGUUCCUGCCUCUCUCUGUCAUGAUUCUUUCCGAUGCCUACAAGUCUUAAGCAUAGGUGAAAGCCAAAUUGAAAUAUACUUAGAAAAUGUCUCACAACAAAGUUAUUAUACCCGGUCCA